GUUUUCGGAGAAUUAGAUCCAUGCCGUGGCGUACGAGGAUAAGGCCUGCAUUUCGAAAGUAUUGGACUGUUGAGGUGGACUUCUUUGCCUCUAAAGCGCACGGGAAUCGAUUACAUUUCUGCUGUUUUGUGAGCUUUUCAGGGGCGCUAUGAAUGCUUUGAAUUUCUGCGGGGGAUCCAACAGUGGAGUCUAUCCUCUACACAGCUUCAACUCCGUCUGUUUCGACCACCACCAGAUGGCAGACCAGUACCAGGUUUAUUCAUUGGCCAAUCCCUCCUCGGUUAACACGUUCUCUGUUGCUGAAAGACUUGCUGAGUUGAUCUUGGAGGCCCGUUAUGGGAACCAGCAAAAGCAACGUCGGAGCCGCACAGCCUUCACUGUGUCCCAGCUACAGGCUCUAGAGAAAGCCUUCCAACAGACCCAGUACCCUGAUGUAAGCAUGAGAGAAAGACUGGCUGUCUGCAUCAACUUGCCUGAAGCUCGCAUUCAGGUGUGGUUCAAGAACAGAAGAGCAAAGCUUCGUAAGGGACAGCGAUGCUCCCCUCUUCGCAGAGAACAAAGCCUGGAGGAACCACAUCAGACCAAGGCAGGAGGGGAAGGGAGCACUACUAAGGACUCCAAAACACAAAGCAAAUUUGCUCCUCUCUGGGAAGUCAGUGAUGCUCCUACCAUUUCUUGUCCUGGAGACGCCAUUGCAACUCAGGUCCACACAAGAUUACAUUAUCCUCCCGUUUUUCCCUUUGUGUAUGGAGAGCGGAACCACCUUCCACAUCAUCAUGCUUUAGGGAUGCUGUCAGCUGGCCUACAUUUGACCCCCAAAUUCUGGCCCAUUCUACAGCAACACAGCCCGGCCUUAGGAGUUGCCCCACCGGUUGGUAAAAACUGCAGCCUUUCCCUUCAGACUUUCUUUCCCAGUAAAGCUGUACACCACCCCAAUUUGGGUCUAUAACUUCUCUGCAGUGUGUAAUGGCAAAAAGGGACUGGUACACUGGUAUCAAUACGGACACAUAAACUACUGAUUGUAUACUUUGACACUGUACAUACUGUAUGUAUGUGUGAAGGACCUCUGACAAGUGAUUAUGUCUGUAGAUGAUUAGAUUGAUUAAGAAACACUCAAGGUAUGUUGUGAGCAUUCAGGAUCGCAAUCAGGAGUGGAUUGGUACAUACUUCAUUUGCAUAGAGAUGUUAGUCAGU
Messenger RNA from Oncorhynchus mykiss (rainbow trout), 1194 nucleotides. RefSeq names its product diencephalon/mesencephalon homeobox protein 1-like. Gene Ontology annotation, biological process: regulation of transcription by RNA polymerase II. Lineage: Eukaryota; Metazoa; Chordata; Actinopteri; Salmoniformes; Salmonidae. The record is from RefSeq and is a predicted model, not a curated record. Gene Ontology annotation, molecular function: DNA-binding transcription factor activity, RNA polymerase II-specific; RNA polymerase II transcription regulatory region sequence-specific DNA binding.